UGUAUUUUUGUCUGGAAUUAAACUAAGCUCAGCAUCCCUAUGAAUGAAGCAGUAACGCCGUGGAAGAGCUGAGAUGCUCGUCAACCCUAAUCCCAUUCCCAGUGCAAGCUACAACAGCAGUUAUGGCUGCUCAAACAAUCCUCUCUUCUAUGCCCCAGUCUCAAGCUCUUCUUUGGCCAACACUCUCGAACCCUGAUCAUCCAUCUCUCCGUUCUUCCUUCCGCGGCCUCUCCCUCAAACUCACCAAUCGACGCCUCGCCCUCUCCGCCGCACCGAAGCCCCUCGCUGUCGUCGUCGCCGCCGCCUCCAAGAACGCCGUCGCCGUUCUUAAGGGCACCUCCAAUGUCGAGGGCGUCGUGAAGCUCAUUCAAGAGGGCGAUGGUCCCACAACCGUGAAUGUUCGCGUUACUGGGCUCACUCCGGGGCCUCAUGGGUUCCAUCUGCAUGAGUUUGGAGAUACAACAAAUGGGUGUAUCUCAACAGGAGCACACUUUAAUCCUAAUAAUAUGACACAUGGUGCCCCUGAAGAUGAAAUCCGUCAUGCGGGCGACCUGGGAAACAUAAUAGCUGAUGCCAAAGGGGUGGCUGAGGCAACAAUAGUGGAUAACCAGAUACCGCUAAGUGGACCUAAUGCUGUAAUUGGCAGAGCCUUUGUGGUUCAUGAGCUUGAGGAUGACCUUGGAAAGGGUGGUCAUGAGCUUAGUCUUACCACUGGAAAUGCAGGUGGACGAUUGGCAUGUGGCGUGGUUGGUUUGACUCCCAUAUAAGACAGGUCCCCCUUUGUUUGAAACCAAUCUGCUAUGCACCGUGUUACUUCCUUUUCAUGUAUCAUGUGGAGGUCAAUGUAUUCACGGCAGAUGUGUGGUUUUGGAAUUCUGUGAACAAAAAUGGGUAGCAGCAGUGCUCUGAGAACUGAUCAUAUUUUAAUGUAUUAACGACCCAAUAAAUGUGAGGUUGGUAUGAAUACCCUAUACAUGUUAUGAAACUUGAUCUUGAAUACAGUCGUUACAGAGUUGAAUACAGUGGUUGCAGAGUUGAUCGUAUUUAA
Molecule: messenger RNA, 1048 nt
Organism: Diospyros lotus (date-plum)
Lineage: Eukaryota; Viridiplantae; Streptophyta; Magnoliopsida; Ericales; Ebenaceae
Product: superoxide dismutase [Cu-Zn], chloroplastic-like
Exons: 8
Coding region: 123-767 (214 amino acids)
Biological process (GO): removal of superoxide radicals
Molecular function (GO): superoxide dismutase activity; copper ion binding
Source: RefSeq, a predicted model, not a curated record